AUGAUGUUAAUGCUCUUCAAUUGGUUUCUCUUUUCAGUCCCUCUCUUGUGUUUGGCGUUCAUUCCUGACAACACAGAAAAACUUACGUCUGUGAUCGGUGAAUUGACAGAGAGAAUCGCCGAUUUGGAGGUGAGAUUGUCUACACAAGAACAUAUUAACAUAAAUCUGGAGUCACGGCUAAAAGUGCAGGAGAAAAAGAAUCGAGAACACGAAGACCUCAUUAAUGCAUUAUCUGCUCGAACGUGCACAACCUCAAAACAGUCUGCUUUCAAAAGACAACAAGACGAAAUGCUGCACAAAAACAGUUUUAACAGUAAGUCAAGUUUCGACAGGAAAAACACUGAAUCUUCCGUUGCAAUAACUUCUAAAAGGUCAACAGUUUCCAAAAUGGGUGUAAACGAGCAAGUUAUUAAACGUCGACAUGGCAUACAUGAUGCAAACAGCUUAAUUAAAGAUGUUCAAAACAUUGACCGCGAUAGAGUCGCUUUCUAUUCGUACCUUUCAAACACUGACAUGCACCCCAAACCAAACCAGACGAUAGUCUUCGAUCACGUGGUCACAAACACUGGCGGGAAAUUCAAUUCCAAAACUGGAGUCUUCACCUGUCCUAUACAAGGUGUUUAUGCAUUCUCGUGGACAGUGUACUGCAGUAAUGGCGGCUAUUUGAUUUCCGAACUGGUGGUCAAUUCACGGAGUGUAGGAGACAUGCUCUGUAGCGGACAAGGGGACGACAAUAUCCGCCAUACUUCAAGUGUAGCCGUGGUGGAACUUAAUGAGGGUGACAGGGUGUAUGUACGCACCCAUCCCAUAGCCGUGUUGAACGGUGUUCUAUGGAGCGGCCCUACUUACUUUUCUUCUUUCAGUGGUUGGACUGUCAUCUAGUGUACGUUCAAAGAAUAAUAUUCAGAAGUUUGGUUGACGAUAUACGCUAGUUACUAGGAUAUGUAUUUAUUAUUGUUUCUUUAUCUAUAUCAAGAGGCGUGGAAAUGGGGGUUACUGAUCAAUUGAUUCAAUAUUUGUGAAAUCAAAGUAAUAUAUUAAGGUCUUAUGGUGUAAUUUUGUUCAGCUAAAUGAUUUUCCUCAUUUAAAUGGAUAGUAUAAAUCUGAAGCUAUCUUUCCAAACAUCAGGGUUUUAUUUAAAUGGUGAAAUGUAUAUCAUACAUUAAUGUUUGUAAAAAAAAAUGAUAAUUACACAUCGUGUGUUACAAAGUUACUAAUAACAGUUCAAAGUUUAGUAAAACACACAAAAAUGAUUAAAUUAUGAUAAAUCAUAAUCUAAUCUUUAUUUUGACAAACCUGCAAUAGGAAAUACCUGAAAUAAUGUUAUCAGUUGUAAGCGAAGCCUUUAUGCAGGCAUGCUGCCUAACAUGUGUACUUUAAUGCUGCUGUUUUAAUAUUCUCAUUGGGUUGUUAAACCGUUUAAAAAUCAUUUGCAAAUAAGUUCAAAUAAAAAAAUCGGUUUAAUAUAUAGU
Molecule: messenger RNA, 1472 nt
Organism: Magallana angulata
Lineage: Eukaryota; Metazoa; Mollusca; Bivalvia; Ostreida; Ostreidae
Product: complement C1q-like protein 4
Exons: 2
Coding region: 1-882 (293 amino acids)
Molecular function (GO): protein binding
Source: RefSeq, a predicted model, not a curated record